Molecule: messenger RNA, 2627 nt
Organism: Neurospora crassa OR74A
Lineage: Eukaryota; Fungi; Ascomycota; Sordariomycetes; Sordariales; Sordariaceae
Exons: 8
Coding region: 99-2396 (765 amino acids)
Biological process (GO): mitochondrial translation; glutaminyl-tRNAGln biosynthesis via transamidation
Cellular component (GO): glutamyl-tRNA(Gln) amidotransferase complex; mitochondrion
Molecular function (GO): glutaminyl-tRNA synthase (glutamine-hydrolyzing) activity
Source: RefSeq, a predicted model, not a curated record
CUUCACCCCUUCUCCAUCGAUUCUACUCAUCUUCUCUCAUAUCCUCGCUUGGUUGACAAAUGGCAAUGAACUCACAAGAAAGAGAUUGGUAAAACAAGAUGUCGGUUCCCAAUCUCAUCACCUGCGAGGUCGAUGGCAUCCAGUAUCUACUGCACCCCCAAGUUCUGGGAAGUACAGAAGCACCGAUCAAAGCCGACCAAGUGAUUCCCGUGCUCCUCCUGACCGAAGAAGAGCUCAACGGCACACCGGAUCAAAUCGGCCAGCUUCUCCAGUACUACGUCGAGACAGACGAUGUAUGCUCGCCCAGUUUCACUGACAUUCUUGUUGAAAAGCCAUCAAAAAAUGGCAACAUCAGCCUGUUUACCGAGAGAAAGGAUGACAGCUCUUGUUCAUCCAAAGCAACUUAUCGCCUACAUAAGACAAUCCUUCACACAUCCAACACAGACAACCCUGAAGCCCAAGAUGACGAUAACCUCCCCUCAGGCCCCUACUUCCUCAGCGGCCCAAACGUCCAUCAAGCCUACCGCUUAUACCCCGACACCCAGGACGCCUUCGUCUACGGCAUGAUCCCCAACGACGUCCACAACCCCUCCGGUUUCCAAGCAGUUUCCUUCCUGGCUUCAGACAGCAUGUCCAAAACGAUUCCCGUUCCCAGCAGGCACUACACCCGCCUCACACCUCGCGGGCAAAAAAGACCAAGUCCAAUCCGGGGAAAACGAAUAACCCUAACAGACGGCCUCUCCCUCCUAGGCACACAAACCACACUGUCUUGUAAAGCCUACGUGGACACCUACCCGCCCGCCACAGAGACUGAUGCUUAUGUUCAAAGGCUGCUAGAAGAAGGUGCGGUAUUGGUGGGGAAGACGAAGACUAGCCAGCUGAGGAUUGGGAGUUCUAUGUGGCCAGAGACGCAUUUCCCUGCUAACCCAAGGGCGGCGAGGAAAAGGAAUGUCUUUGAUUGUAACGGGACUGCGGUGGGCUCGGCGUCUGCUUUGGCUGGGUAUAGUUGGCUUGAGUUUGCCGUUGGUGGGAAUGUGGACAGCGCGGUAAGAGAAUCGGGGAAGAGAUGUGGACUUUAUGGUUUGCGACGUUCGUUGACGGCGGAACACGACAAACCAAGCCCGGGACCGAAUGACAGCGUGGGUAUCUUUUGUCGGAGCUUACACGACCUAUCACUUAUUGCCGAAUGUACCUUUCCUCCUCUUACCGCCCUAGCAAAGGAGUCAAGCCGCUACAACAUCAACAAAAUCCUUUAUCUGGAUUACGCCAAGGACCAGAAAUUGGAACACGCAAUGGAUGUGUUCGUCAAUGCACUCGAACGCCAUUUGAACGUGGCUCGGACGACUGUCAAUCUCGAUGAAGAGUGGGAAAAGUACCGGGUGAAGAGUGGUAUAAACUUCUCUCUUCGUAAGACCGCACGAUUUCUAUACGACUUAAGCCACUACCACGAAUACGCCAAGUUCCGAAAAGACUACCAAGCAAAAUUCCAUUCCAGCCGCGGGCUUGUCGAUCUCGAGGCACAGGUUCUUUGGUCCUCAGCCCGUGACCACGUAAAGCGGCAGAGAAAAUUGCAAGACCAAGUCAAUACAUUCCGAGACUGGUUCGAACAGCACAUCCUUGCGACUGAGACAGACACCGCUACAUGUGGUACCACCGGCGAUACCAUCAUCGUGAUACCGGACAUCGAUUUUCACCAUUAUCAUAUUAUAGGGUUCUUUGGACGGGUGCUUGCGAUGGAAGACAUGCUAUCUCCCCAGACAACGACACCACAGCUUUCGGUACCAUUCACGCAAAACCCCGGUGAACGGCUCGGCGAUGAGCAGACUUAUUCGCCUGUUGUUGCGUCAGUGAUUGGACCACGAAUGACCGACACAUCCCUCAUCACCCUCAUCACCGAAGCCCUCAAAGCCUCAGGUCUCCCAACCUCAGUCCAGCCAGGACCCCUGUGCUUCCCUCUUCCUUCUUCUUCUUCUGCAGACGCCACCACCACCACCACCGCCACUGCCGCUGCCGACGCCACUGCUGCUGCCGACAGCGAUGAUGACAAGAACAACGACGGGAAGAAGAAGGCUGAACCCACCGCAGCCGAACUUCAAGGAAGCACAAGAGCUACAAAGCUUCAUCUUCAUGAGAUGUGGUUGUAUUCGGAGCAGGAGAAGGAAGAAGAAGAAGAAGAAGAAGAAGAAGAAGAAGAAGAAGAAGAAGAAGAAGAAGAAGAAGAAGAAGAAGAAGAAGAUGAUGAUGAUGAUGAUGAUGAUGAUGAUGAGAAAAAAGCCACGGUGACUUCAGAGCUGGAAAAGAAAAGGUUGAAGAGCGACGGAAAUAGCUGGGAUGGGAAGGCUUUGGCGGAGAGUUCGUUGAAUAUCAAAGUUGAUUUGAGGGCGCUGAGGGAGUAAGAAGAUGGAAAGGAAAGAGAUGGAUGGAUGGAUGUGUGUUUGGUGGACGGAGGUUAGGGCUGCUUAACAUUCCCUGAUUUCUCGAGGGCGGAGAAGGGGUUGGAGACCUGAGAAGGGUAUCUAAGAUCAGCAGUUGAGACUUUGAGAUACAUAUAAAUGAGCACUUCGGACCGGCAAGUUGGUGUGACCCCAUUAGUCGACAGCGUCCAUGAUCAAUUAACUUGACGUUGA